Molecule: messenger RNA, 1684 nt
Organism: Colossoma macropomum (tambaqui)
Lineage: Eukaryota; Metazoa; Chordata; Actinopteri; Characiformes; Serrasalmidae
Product: zinc finger protein RFP-like
Exons: 8
Coding region: 129-1568 (479 amino acids)
Molecular function (GO): zinc ion binding; protein binding
Source: RefSeq, a predicted model, not a curated record
CGAAUAACAGCUUCUUCUUCACUUGCUGGAUAUUGAGAAACUCUGAGAAGAGUUUAAACACAGACAGUUCUGACUCUUCAAGAAGAAGACAGACAAAAAUAAAGGUGUGAAGUACAAGGAGGAAGAAAAUGGCUGAAUCUUCAUUACAGACACCAAAAGAAACAAGAAGGCAGAGCAAAGAUCAAAAAUCACCAUCACUUUGUGCUCUGGAUAAACCUGAGGUUCUUUGUGAUGUCUGCACUGGAGUGAAGCAGAAAGCCCUGAAAUCCUGUCUGGAUUGUGUUAUGACAUUUUGUAUAUCUCAUUUAGAGCCUCAUAAUAAUACUCCAAAACUUAAGAAACACAAACUAAUAAACCCAGUGAAAAACCCAGAGGACUACAUAUGCCAGAAGCACAGGAGACCCCUGGAGCUGUUCUGCAGAGAUGACAAAACAUGUGUGUGUAUGGUCUGCACUGUGACUGACCACAAGAAGCACAACACUGUUCCUGUAGAGGAGGGGAUUGGAGAAAUGAAGUCACAGCUGGAGAAGACACGGACAGAAAUGCAGCACAUGAUGCAAUACAGACUGAAGAAGAUCAAAGACUUUAAAGGCUCAGUAGAGCUCAGAAAAAGAAACACAGAGAAAGAGAUUGCAGACAGUGUUGAAGUCUUCACUGCUCUUAUGCGCUCCAUUGAGAGAAGCCAAGCUGAGCUGGUAAAGGCGAUGGAGGAGAAGCAGAAAGCAGCAGAGAGGCAGGCUGAAGACCUCAUUAAAGAGCUGGAGCAGGAAAUCACUGAGCUAAAGUGGAGAGACACUGAGCUGGAGCAGCUCUCCCACACUGAGGACCACCUCCAGCUCCUACAGAUUUACCCAUCACUGUGCAGACCUCCACACACCAAGAACUGGACUGACAUCAGUAUUGACCCUCAUCUGAGUGUAGAGCCUGUGAGAAACGCUCUCUCUGAACUUCAGACAAGUGUGGAGAAGAUGUUGAGCGAAUCAGUCUCAACAGAGGUGAAGAGGAUUCAGCAGUAUGCAGUGGAUGUGACUCUGGAUGCUGAUACAGCUCAUCGCUAUCUAAUUCUGUCCAAUGAUGGAAAACAAGUGAGAGAUGAAAAGAGAAAACAGAAGGUUCCUGACAACCCAAAGAGAUUUAAUGGAUGUACUUGUGUCUUGGGAAAGGAGGGAUUCUCCACUGGGAGGUUUUACUAUGAGGUGCAGGUCAGGGGGAAGACAGACUGGGAUUUAGGAGUGGCCAGAGAGUCCAUUAACAGGAAGGGGAAGAUUACACUGAGCCCACUGAAAGGAUUCUGGACUGUGAGGUUGAGGAAUGGGAAUGAGUAUAGAGCUUGUGCUGAUUCCCCAGUCCUCCUCUCCCUGAGAGAGAGGCUCCAGAAGGUGGGAGUGUUUGUGGAUUAUGAGGAGGGUCUGGUCUCAUUUUAUGAUGUGGAGUCCAGAUCUCAUAUCUACUCUUUCACUGGUCAGUCUUUCACUGAGAAACUCUAUCCAUUCUUCAGUCCCUGUAAAAAUGAUGGAGGUAAAAACUCAGCUCCACUGAUCAUCUCACCCGUACCAAAGACUGAAUAAACUUUCAGUUGUAACUACAAUAGGAAAACUACAACAAAACAGAUUUAAUGUUUUCUGAUACACUAUGGGAGAAAACUGUUAUCUACUGUUUACUUACAACACACACACACACACAC